Messenger RNA from Alternaria atra, 969 nucleotides. RefSeq lists its product as uncharacterized. Gene Ontology annotation, biological process: lipid homeostasis; mitochondrion organization. Gene Ontology annotation, cellular component: mitochondrial outer membrane. NCBI's taxonomy places the organism in Eukaryota, Fungi, Ascomycota, Dothideomycetes, Pleosporales, Pleosporaceae. The record is from RefSeq and is a predicted model, not a curated record. Bases 1 to 969 code for a protein of 322 amino acids. The transcript is spliced from 2 exons.
AUGGAGGUCAAUCCAGAUCUACCGCCCAUAGAGGACGACGAUAUGGGUGUUAUGGGCCUUACGGAAGUCGACCCUUCGCCUGUUGAAGACACACCAAUGGAGUUUAGAGAAAAGAGUUAUUUCCCGGACCAGGAACGACCUGAGAAGGAGACGGAGGAGAUGAGAGGUAUCCGGAGAAUGAACACAUUGGGGCUGAGGCUGGGGGAUCAUGGGGCUGCCUGGUGGCUUCUCCGCAUACAAAAGUACUCUUCCUACACCUUUACAGCCUUUGCUGCCCUCCACAUAACGAAUGUUUCCAUAAUACCGCUGGCCACACGCUCUGUUCUCGAAUCGAAUCGUUACCUCCUGCUCACACGACCAUACUACCAAUCCGCACUCACCGAACCCCUCCUCGUUGGUCUCCCUCUCGUCGCACACGUUACAUCUGGAAUUGCACUACGGUUAUGGAGAAGAAGACAGGCUCUGCUGAGGUAUGGUGCAGAGACACGAAGCGAUAAGCGCACAAUUCCAUGGCCACAAUUGAGUGGGACGAGUGCGUUAGGCUACGCAUUGGUACCUUUUGCCAGUUUUCACGUUUGGACUACUCGUAUUCUCCCGCUAUACGCACAUGGAGACUCAUCGCUUAUCAAUCUCCAAUAUAUCUCCCACGGCUUUGCGCUACACCCUGCUGUUUCAUUCACCGGUUUUACAGCACUCGUAGGAGUCGGCGUAUGGCAUUUCGUCUGGGGCGCGGCCAAAUGGUUAGGAUUUGCGCCAAGCCAAGUCAGGAUGACAAAAGAUAACCGGGAGUUGAUUAGAAAGAGGAGAUGGUAUACCAUCAACGGAAUCAGCGCGGCUCUGACAGCACUAUGGCUAGCGGGCGGUUUGGGUGUCGUUGGACGAGACGGCAAGAUGGUGGGAUGGGUAGGCAAAGAGUACGAUGAGUUAUACAAGUAUCUUCCGAUCGUUGGGCGAUGGGUAGGGCAAUAA